UCUUGAAGUGGGAGGGUAUACUGCCUACCACGAGCGACCCAGUUCGUUUCGUAAACGUUAACACUCAAAAUGAGACAACUUCUUUAUCGUUCUGAUGUCUGGAUGUAAGACUAACCGGGACAUUAUUCGUUUGAUUCAUCAACAAAAAGGAAAACCGCUGGAGUUAAACUUUUUAUUUCGCACUGACGGAUCACAGGCGGCCGGCGAAAGAAGUCCGAAGCCCGACACCAAUGGGAAAAUAGGUAAGGUGUGACUGUGAUUUUUGUUACAAUAAAGCGAAAACUGCACUGGAAAUUACUUAAAAUCGACUGAAUUUCGCAGAGGUAAUCUUUGGUCAAUGACAGCUCAAAGGAAAGUGAUAAACUUGUGUUGAAAUGAGGAACAACCGGUAGAACCAGAUUGCCUUACUCUCGGUCUUCUGUUUUAGUACUACAGUCCCUAAACAAGCAAUCAACCAUGGCUGGGAUGAGCAACUCUCACAUGAAGACUCUAGAGGACCUCACUCUCGACUCCGGCUACGGGGCUGGGGACUCCUGCAAGUCUCUCAGCCUCUCCUCGUCCAAGUCCAACUCGCAGGCGUUCGUGAACACUCCGCACCGGGGCAACUGGUGGUACUACUCCGGGUCCAUGAACAGCAGGAAUAACAGUUGGGACACCGUCAACACAGUGCUACCGGAGGAUCCCGAGGACAUUUUCUCCAAAUGCCCCCGGCUACCAGACUUGGAGGAGUUUCCCUGGACGGAGGAAGACGUGGGCAGGAUCCUGCGCAAAGUGGCCAGCAAGGGGCCAGCGUUUUCCAGCGACGCGGUCCGCAGGCUGUCCAACCUGAUGCGCAGGGCUCUCAUCCGCAUCUCCAGAGAGGCGCAGCGGCUCAGCGUCAUGCACUGCCGCUGUACGCGCUUCGAGGUGCAGAGCGCCAUCCGCCUGGUUCUGAGCUGGGCGCUCGCUGACCACUGCGUGUCAGCCACCGUAAAGGCCAUCUCCAUGUACAACAUGAGCGCCGGCGAGCUGCUGCGCAAAGGCAAGUCCGCCAGGUGCGGCCUGACCUUCUCGGUGGGACGCUUCUUUCGGUGGAUGGUGGACACGCGCAUCGCGGUGCGCAUCCACGAGUACGCGGCCAUCUGCCUGAGCGCGUGCAUGGAGGCGCUGGUGGAGGAGGUGGGCGCGCGCGCGCUGAUGGCCGCCGACGGCGGCGGGGCUUCCAGCGGCGCGCUCACGGUGGAGGUGCUCGAGGGGGUCGUGAAUAACGACUCUGAACUCUGGGGGGUCCUUCAACACUACGAACAUCUGAUAUGCGGCAAGAACGCCAACGGUGUGCUGUCCCUGCCGGCCCACUUCAGUCCGUACACGGAGCAGUCGUCUGGGCUGGAGAGCAGGGAGGACGCCUACGCCCAGCUGGAGCUGCGCACGCUGGAGCAGUCCCUCCUGGCCACCUGUGUGGGCAGCAUCUCAGAACUCAGUGACCUGGUGUCGCGCGCCAUGCACCACAUGCAGCGCCUGAGCUCGGUGCGCCCGGGCCUGAGUCCUGCCCGCCACGCCCGCCCGCAGCCCGUGUCCUGGUCGCCCGACGCCCUGCACACACUCUACUACUACCUGCGGUGCCCGCAGAUGGAGUCCAUGGAGAACCCCAACUUGGACCCGCCGCGCAUGGCUCUCAGCAAGGAGAGGCCCUUCCUGCUGAUGCCCCCACUGAUGGAGUGGAUGCGGGUGGCCAUCGUCCACGCCGAGCACCGCCGGAGUCUGCUGGUGGACAGCGACGACGUCAGGCAGGCCGCCCGCCUGCUGCUGCCAGGCCUGGACUGUGAGCCACGGCUGCUCAAGCCCGAGUGCUGCUUUAGCUCCUUCAGGCGUUUGGACGCCAAAGCCGCAACAGAUAAGUUCCAGCUGGACCUGGGCUUCCGGAUGCUCAACUGCGGACGCACGGACCUGAUUGGCCAGGCCAUCGAGCUGCUGGGCCCCGACGGGGUGAACGCCAUGGACGACCAGGGCAUGACGCCGCUGAUGUAUGCCUGCGCGGCAGGGGACGAGGCCCUGGUCCAGAUGCUGAUUGAUGCCGGAGCCAACCUGGACGUGGCGGUUCCAGUGUACUCCCCGAAGCAUCCCUCUGUCCACCCUGACAGCCGUCACUGGGUUGCAUUGACCUUCGCCGUGCUGCAUGGACACAUCUCAGUCGUGCAGCUCCUCCUGGACGCGGGCGCUAACGUGGAGGGCGCAGCUGUCCGGAACGGCCAGGAGUGCAGCGCCGACACCCCUCUCCAGCUGGCCUCCGCAGCAGGGAACUAUGAGAUGGUGACGCUGCUGCUGGCGCGAGGGGCAGAUCCUCUGCUUAGAGCCCACGAAGGGAACAUGCUGACGACGUCGCUCUACGAGGACAUGAACUGCUUCAGUCACGCUGCCGCACAUGGACACAGGAACGUGCUGCGGAAGCUGCUGGCCCAGCCGCAGCAGGUGAAGGAGGACGUGCUGUCCCUGGAGGAGAUCCUGGCCGAGGGCGUGGAGGGGGAGGACCUGGACUUGGAAGUGUCCUUGUCGGGACGCAACGGCCACUGCCUGAUGGGACUCGGAACCGGGCCGAGAGGCGGAGGUGGCGGCGGAGGAGGAGGAGGAGGAGGAGGAGGAGGUGCUGCGGGAGCCCCCCCACCCUCUCCGAGCCCCAGCUCGCUGUCCAGCGACUCCACCGGCAUGCGCCUGUGCAAGGCCCGCAUGAAGGCCCUGCAGGAGGCGUCCUUCUACAGCGCCGAGCACGGAUACCUGGACGUUACCAUGGAGCUCCGCUCUCUAGGCGUGCCCUGGAAGCUGCACGUGUGGCUGGAGUCCCUGCGGAGUGCCCAGCAGCAGUCCCGGCCGGCCGUCUCGCUCUCCCUCCUGCGAGACUUCACCUCCAUCAGGGAGGAGGACUACUGCGAGGAGCUGGUCUGCCUCGGCCUGCCCCUCAUGUUCACCGUCCUCAAGACCAACAAGCAAAAUGAUGCUAUAGCACAGCAGCUAGCCACCAUCUUUAGCCACUGCUACGGGCCGGCCCCGCUGCCCCCCAUCUCCGAGGUGAAAGCCUCUCUCUCGGCCCAGCUGGACUCUCACUUCCUGAACAACCAGGAGAUGUCGGACGUGACCUUCCUGGUGGAGGGGAAGCCCUUCUACGGCCACAGGGUCCUGCUCAUCACAGCCUCCGACAGGUUCAAGUCUCUGCUGGCCCAGAAUGGAUCCGACGGUUCCCAAAGCAAGGACGUGGAGAUCAGCGAUGUUAAAUACAACAUUUUCCAGAUGAUGAUGUCGUAUCUGUACUGCGGUGGGACUGAGGCGCUAAAGACAAACGUGUCAGACGUGCUCGAGCUGCUAUCCGCGGCCAGCCUUUUCCAGUUGGGGGCGCUUCAGAGACACUGCGAGAUCGUCUGUGCUCAAAACAUCAGCCUGGAGAACGCCGUCAACAUCUACCGCACUGCCAAGGCUCACGGCGCGGUGGAGCUGAGUGGCUACUGCGAGGGCUACUUCCUGCAGCACAUGCCGGGGCUGGUGGAGCGCGAGGCCUUCAGGGGGCUGCUGCUGCUGGGUCCAGGCCCCGGGCCCGCGGGGGGGCGCUGGGGGGGGUCCGGACGGGAGAACCCGCUGGACGACAUGGAGGCUCUCCUGGCCCGCAGGCUGCGCUCGCUUUACGUCACCUCCAGAGUGUGAGGAGGACGAGGAGGAGGAGGAGGAGGAAGAGGAGGAGGAGGAGGAGGAGGAGUGUAGGACUUCAGAGGGGAUGACUGUGAGAGGCUUGGUACCCCCCACGGCCAUCCCCUUUCACCCAGGCCACACUCACUCUGUAUCACCUGCUGAGCAUGAGGAAGAGGAGGAAGAGGAGGAGUAGGAGGGUAACAAUGGACUCAGGAGAUGUAGCCUGGAGAGUGGCUUAGUGCCCAUUCUCUUCCCUGCCUCAGAGUCCUCUCCGUGUGUGGACAAGAUGUCCUUCACCUCUCGCCCCAAACCUAAGAGCUUUCACAGCUGGAGAUGGAAGGACAAAGGCUAGGUAGGGGAUGUGAAGAGAAUUUGUGAAAAUAUGCUAAACUGAUCACGACUGCCCCCCGGUGGUCGUGAUGAGAAGGACAGACUGGAAGAUUGAAUAGCUGUCUGUGAGGGCUGCUGCUGAUGUGGACUUUCGUGCUUGAUCCCCCUUAGCUGGUACGGGGAAGGACGGCCAUCCUUACGGACUUCAGAAAGAGACUGAUGUGUGUUUCUGGACGGCGCAGAAAGCAAAGCAUUGCGAACGUGUUCCUAACCUCUUCCUGUAGGUAUUUUAUUCUAAGCUAUAACAAUAAUAACCUUUAACAGAGAAUGCCAUUGACAUUUUCUAUUUACAGAAAAUAUGUGAGAUUUAUUUAAUUUUUUGUUUUUAUUUUGCUUAAUGCCUAGCAAAUAAAAAAUAACAUAAAACCCAGUGUUUUGGUUUGGUGUACUUUUUAAAAAAAAUACAUGAUUGGCAGUUAUUUUUGAUGUGUACUUUUUUUGAAAAAAAGAUUGUUCAAUUCCUGUUGGCUGCUUUGUAUAGCAAUAGGCUUCAUGCCAUAAUAAAAACAAUGGUCAUGCUAUGACCAGAUGUACA
Molecule: messenger RNA, 4579 nt
Organism: Sardina pilchardus (European sardine)
Lineage: Eukaryota; Metazoa; Chordata; Actinopteri; Clupeiformes; Clupeidae
Gene: abtb2b
Product: ankyrin repeat and BTB (POZ) domain containing 2b
Exons: 17
Coding region: 457-3669 (1070 amino acids)
Molecular function (GO): protein heterodimerization activity
Source: RefSeq, a predicted model, not a curated record